Messenger RNA from Columba livia (rock pigeon), 1273 nucleotides. RefSeq names its product coiled-coil domain containing 12 (gene CCDC12). Gene Ontology annotation, cellular component: U2-type spliceosomal complex; post-mRNA release spliceosomal complex. The transcript has 7 exons. The coding region runs from base 56 to 586 and encodes 176 amino acids. The record is from RefSeq and is a predicted model, not a curated record. Lineage: Eukaryota; Metazoa; Chordata; Aves; Columbiformes; Columbidae.
UGCCGCGCAUGCGCGCCGGCGGCUGUACGGAGCGUGGGGGAAGAAGAGGGGCAAGAUGGCGGCGCCCGGUGGCGGGGUGGAGGCGGCCGAGGAGGCGGCGGACCCGGCCCUGGGGAGGCUGGAGGAAGAAGCGAAGCGGCGGCGGGAGCGGCUGAGAGCCCUGCGGGAGCGCACGCUGCAGAAUAAGGACAGUGGUGAACGCGAGAACAAGCAGCCUAGAGAAGAUGACGAGGAGGAGACCGUCAAGCACAAGGAGCUUAAACUGCGAAACUAUGAGCCCGAAGAUGAAGAGCUGAAGAAGAGGAAGAUGCCCAAGGCCAAGCCGGUCUCAGUGGAAGACAAGGUGAAGGACCAGCUGGAGGCCGCCAAGCCGGAGCCCAUCAUCGACGAGGUGGACCUGGCCAACCUGGCACCCAGGAAGCCGGACUGGGAUCUGAAGCGAGAUGUAGCCAAGAAACUGGAGAAGCUGGAGAAGAGGACGCAGAGAGCCAUCGCUGAACUGAUACGAGAGCGGUUGAAGGGGCAGGACGAGGAGCUGGCGUCCGCCGUUGUGUCAGCAAAGCAGGAGGGAAGCGACUCCGACUGAGCGGAUCCAUCCCGCCCCCAUCCCGUUACUCCGGGUGGAAGCACCUCAUUGGGACACGCUGCUCCCCAACGCUUUGCCGGGAGCCCACAAAUCCCACCCAGCCUGAAGGAGAGGAACAGAUCCAAGGAGCUGUGCUGUCCUCCCUCUGACCGUUCCUCUGUCGGGGAACAUUCACAGGUGGCUUUUGGGGACCGUGUGGGGCUGGUGGGAGCAGGACAAACACCCACAUCACCUUGAACCUCAGCUGCCAGGACUUGGAGCAAGGAAGGUGAAAGGGCCGGUGCAACAGGAGGUAAAUUCAGUCCUAACUCCCCUCUCACUUGAUGGGUGAGCAACAGGAUGCCUGGACAACCAAGAGCAGCCCUUGGAGAGGCACCACCAUUUCCCAGGGGUCUGAUGCUCCUGUCCCUGUGCUGAGAUCCCUUUUUCACGCUGCUCCUUCCUGCAGAAUUGCUGCCAUAGCUGCCACACGGGGAACAGCGACGUGUCUCGCUCUGGAGAGCUGGCUGUGAGUAUUUGGGAACAUCCGUGGCCCAGCUGAGGUUGACGUGGGGUUUGUUCUGUUUCCUGGAGUUGUCCCGACCCUCCAGGCUGUGCAGUAUGUACUGCUCCUCUGUGUGUUUUAUAAUUGAUAAAGUUUGUUGGUAACAAAUCUUUUCAUAAUAAAACCAUCCCGCAGUGGAAGAA